CCACACAAUACUCCAUAUACACGUGUAUCCGUUGAUAUCCCCCGUGUCCCCCGGAUAACCCGCUGGCACAUAAUAAUAGUAAUAAUAAUAAUACAGUUGCUCCUGGCAUGUUUGGGUAACUAUGGCACCGGCAGCCGCUCCUCUCCCCCGCCUAUGGCAGCCGCUCCGGCGGGUACCGCUCGGUUAUCAGUUACCUCCAUCAGCCUCAGACUGGCGCUAGAGGACACAGCCUGAGGGUCAAUACACAGUCUACACUGACAGCAGGGAAUCCCCGCCAGUGACGUCACGGAGCUCUCCACCAAUCACGUGAAAGACACUACGCUUCCCGCUGCAGCAGGCGCCCCCCGGCAGAUCCUCCAGACUAGAGGGAUUCCCUCCCGUGACGUCACUAAUAGAACGUUUCCUCUCCUUGCCCUGAACUCUUCCACCAAUCAGAGGGCAGCAAGGUGAUUCCCGCUCCAUCCGCCGCCCGGUCUCUACCUUUAUAUAGGAGAAUGGUCCCCAUGGGAGCAUCACAAGCUGCAGGGAGACAAAGAAAAGGGAGAAGCAGCCAGAGUAGGAGCAAAUAGAGGAAAACCAUGGAGUGGAAGCUGGAGAGACUGUCAUGUCCAAGAAUUAAGACAGAUGAGCAUGUGAUGUGGGAAAGUGUUAUGAAGACUCUUGGAAAAGACUUCAGAUGGAGCAAGAAAGCAACUUUACAGAAGAUAAACAAGACACCAGACAUCGGAAAGAUGUCAUAUUCAAGAUUCAAAAGAAGCAUCUUAAGAAGACGGGCAAGACAGAUUCCUGUCGCUAGUAGUCCGAUUUCCUCUAGAUGGCAGUAUUGUCAAGGACAACACCAGGAGCCUGCCUUCAGUGAGCAGUCCCUGAGCUCAUCGGAUGAAUAUUGGCGAACACCGGAAAAAUUGGUAUUAUUACCAUACCUCACAGAAGUAUCCAAUGUAAGUGUUCCGGACUCAACUUCCAAACCAUCCCAUUCUGAAGACCAUCCCAUCGUAAGCCACAGCAUCUCUAAGAAAUCUAUGAGAAAAUGUCUAAAUCAGAAAAAAUUAUCAUUUCUUCAGCCUCAGAUAUUCCUGACCUCUGUGGAAGAGCAUAAAACUGGAACAUCAAAGCUACAUAACACUACAAUGCAGAUAUGUGAAAAAGACUCCUGUAUACACAGAGGCUGUGGACAAAACAAGACAGACGUCUCACUGCAAAACUCUUCCAAUAGGAGCUUGUUGCAACCUGACGUAAAGAUCCAUUUGUCCGGGCUUCGGAAUGAUUACUAUCUAAACUUGUUGGAUUGGAAUUCAGAAAAUCAUGUCGCCCUGGGGCUAAAAUCAGCUGCAUAUAUUUGGAAUACGGAAAACAAUAGCAUUGCUCAAACUAUUCUUUUACAUUCUUCAUCAACAUAUGUUUCAUCAGUAUCAUGGAUAAAUGCAGGGUCAUGUCUGGCGGUGGGCACAAGCAAUGGAGAAGUUCAGCUCUGGGACAUUGAAACUCAGAAGAGACUUAGGAACAUGCUUGGGCACAUGUCUGUAGUGGGGGCUUUAAGCUGGAAUCAACACAUUGUAAGCAGUGGCUCCAGGCUUGGUCAUAUACAUCAUCAUGAUGUCCGCAUGGAAGAACACCUCAUUGGAACUCAACGUCACAAGCAAGGCAUUUGUAGUCUAAAGUGGUCACCAUCAGAAAAGCUUUUGGCUAGUGGAUCAAGUGAUGGGAUACUUAAAAUCUGGCCCUAUGAUCCAGGAUCCUCUAGGAUUAGUACACCACUACAGAGCAUGGUGCACCCCACAGCUGUCAAGGCUAUGGCCUGGUGUCCGUGGCUCUCUGACCAUAUUGCUGUAGGAGGUGGAAUGAGUGAUGGCCACAUACGUAUUUGGGAUACAAGUAAUGGAAAAAUGACAGACUCAAUGAGCACAAACUCACAGAUCUGUUCCAUGCUUUGGCUGCCAGAUACAAGAGAGCUUGUCACUGGUCACGGAUCUCCAAGAAACCAAAUGUCUAUUUGGCAAUACCCCUCUUUAGCAAAAGUUACUGAUAUUCAUGGGCACAUAGGAAGAGUUCUGCACCUUGUGCUAAGUCCAGAUCACAAGAGAAUCUUUUCAGCGGCAGCAAAUGAAACAUCUUUUAUAUGGAAAUACAGCAAAUAAAGAGUAAACUAAAGGAGAACAAAAGAUAAUCAUGAAGUUAGAGACUUUAACAUUGCUCUGAUGUAAAGGAACAUAUUGGCCCAGAUUUACUGAGAUUGGUGGGUUUUCAAAAUCAUACUGUCAUGACCAGGGGUGGACAGGGAGAGCAAGCCCUAAACAGACCCUAGAAAAACUCUCCCUGCCUACUUACCCAUCCACCCUUAACGAUGGAUCGACAACUUGGAGCCGGUCCCUCCCUGCGCUACGCAAUGGGUAAAAUACAAAUAAUAUACAUAGUCGGUUACAGGCCAGAAACAGAAUGGGAAAACUAUCAGAAAACCAGAUAUACCAGACAGAAUAUAAACUCACAAACAGGGCAGGAUGCAGUGUAAAAACAUACAAUUCAUAAACUGAAAUCCAGAUAAACGGCAGACAUGUAUAAAUGAACAAGAGAUGCAGGGGAUGAACGAAAGAACUGAAUGCUAAACACCAAACUGAUCAGGAACAUAGAACACCGUUCACACUGGGACACAAAACAGAAACAAACUGGACACCCCACUCCACAAAAGGAUUAGACAGCAUAAUAAAGCCAAAUAGACUACUAGCCAGCGGACACACUCCACCUUGUGAUCAGGAUGCUGACCUAGUAGGAAACAGAAAUAUAAUACAUAGAACACUAGACUAGAACCGGAUGAAUCUGAAUAGACUCCUGGAUACCAAACAGAAAUUAUAACAUACAGAGCACGAGUAACAAGCAAGACUCACAAUGUGAACAAAGACUAAGCAGAACGGACAUACAUAAUCCUAAAAACCGACUGAUGUACAUAAAACCAAGCAGACUAAAAGCUAUCAUAAACAUGAUUAUUAAACCAUGGUUAAAACUCAGAUAUUAACAGAUAAAUACAAGGUGCAUGCCAAAACAGACAUUGUCAGAGUAUUGCACAAAUAACCAGCACAGACUAUAGGAAAGCUCAAGUUUAAAUAGCCCCACCCAAGUUCCCAUUGGCUCAGAGCAUUAACUAUUCCCUAUCCAGGGUGAAUAGCACAGAAAAUUGAUACUGUAUACAAACAAAGUCUGAACAGGGUCUUAAACUGAAAAAAGCAAAAACACAAAAACAGACAUUUCACAUACCUCACUAGGGUUAUAGUUUCUUGUAAUACUUGAUAACUGUAUAUUAUCUGUCUCUUCAGUAUUAGUGUAUUUGUUUUUUUCACACCAAACUGCAUCAAUCACAUCUUUAAUGGGAAAACUGACCAAUUUAAAAUUAGCCAUGAAAGUGCAAACACCAUGCGCUAGAAUCUGUAGGGCAUCCCAUAAUAAAUUAAUCAGUUACAUUGAACUGACCAAGGACAUGCCCCUUUCUGAGCAAGAUUGGGAAAGUCAUAAUAAAUCUUCCAGGAAUGGUGUGAACAUGCUUGAAAUGCUAAGAAAAAGGAACUGUUGGUUUUGGGCCAUUGUAUGUUUCAGGGACAAUAAUUAGAAGGCAGCCCCAAGCUGUGUUGGACUGGGUUUCCUUGGGCCACCUUCCAUCUGUACAAAAUAUUAGCACUUUUAACUUUAUUAUAAACUUUGAACACACAGGACUUACUGUAUAAUCUAUAACAGCAGCUCCCAGACCGGGAUACACGUACCAUCAGGGGUACGCAGCAGUUUCCCCGGCAGUUUGUGCAAGAAAAUCUGCAAAGGCGCCCGCUGGUUCCCAUGCAGCGAUUAUAGAGCAGGUACUGGUCGGGCAGUCACUGAGGAGCGGAUAUCUCCACACAACAGCAGGAACUGUCUGACCAGGACAUGCUUUGUAUUUGCUGCAUGCUGGGGGUAUAGGACCUGUGGUGGUGUCACAGUCAUGUGACCAGUACAUGUGGGGCGAAGCUCAACAAGAUAGAAGGGAUUGUGGCUGAAGGACCUUUUGAAGCCAGAGCGAAGCAAUCGGGGGAGAAGAGAGUCUGAGAGAAAGUUCAGUGACAGAUCACCCUGUAUUAUACUCCCAGGGCUGCAGUCACUACUCUGCUGAUGUGAAGUCACUGUGUAUAUACUGUACAAUAUAAUUCCCUGUACAGAUAAUAUAAUUGUACACAGUUACCCACACCAGCAGAAUAGUGGGUGCAGCUCUGGAGUAUACCUGAUAAAUACUCCAGAGCUGUACCCACUAUUCUGCUGGUGGAAUUACUGUGCACAUACAUCACAUUACUUAUCCUAUACUGAUCCUGUAUUACUGGUCCUGUAGAGUGACAUUCAUUAUUCUGCUGGUGAAGUCACUCUGUAUAUUAAAGGAGAACUCCAGAUUAGACAAAUUGUCCUCCAUACUGCCGUCAAUAAAAAAAUAAAUAGAUACAUACCU
This is a messenger RNA of Hyla sarda, 4456 nucleotides long. It is a transcript of the gene CDC20B, whose product is annotated as cell division cycle 20B. The coding region runs from base 579 to 2138 and encodes 519 amino acids. The record is from RefSeq and is a predicted model, not a curated record. NCBI's taxonomy places the organism in Eukaryota, Metazoa, Chordata, Amphibia, Anura, Hylidae. The transcript is spliced from 12 exons. Gene Ontology annotation, biological process: positive regulation of ubiquitin protein ligase activity; anaphase-promoting complex-dependent catabolic process; positive regulation of anaphase-promoting complex-dependent catabolic process. Gene Ontology annotation, cellular component: anaphase-promoting complex. Gene Ontology annotation, molecular function: ubiquitin ligase activator activity; anaphase-promoting complex binding; protein binding.